AUGGUCGACUGCUUGACCAUGACUUUGAAAUACAUUACGAGUGUUUUAUUUAUAUUUGCCUUGACCUCUCAAAAUGUCAACAGUAAAUCGGCAUAUAAAAUAUGUGUGCCAGCGCAACAUUUAAAAGCAUGCGAGGAGAUGUUGGAGAUACCUACGAAAAGCAAAGCUUUACUAGAAUGUAUUCCUGCAAGAGAUAGAGUGGAAUGUUUGAGCUAUGUACAACAACGGCAGGCUGAUUUGGUACCCGUCGAUCCCGAGGACAUGUACGUAGCCUCCAAAAUCCCUAACCAGGAUUUCGUCGUCUUCCAAGAGUACAGGACGGACGAGGAGCCAGACGCGGAAUUUCGGUACGAGGCGGUAAUAGUCGUUCACAAAGACCUGAACAUAAAUAACUUAGAUCAACUCAAGGGUCUGAAGUCCUGUCACACGGGAGUUAACAGGAACGUCGGAUACAAAAUACCGCUAACGAUGCUUAUGAAGCGGGAAAUAUUCCCAAAAAUGACUGACCGGACAAUAUCGCCUAAGGAGAAUGAAUUACGCGCCCUUUCGACGUUCUUCAAGAAAUCUUGUAUCGUUGGUACUUGGUCACCGGAUCCAAAGACAACUGCUGCGUGGAAGGGUCAAUAUAGCCAAUUGUGUGCGAUGUGUGAACAUCCCGAGCGAUGUGAUUAUCCGGAUAACUACAGCGGGUAUGAGGGAGCUUUAAGGUGCCUCGCCCAUAAUGGUGGAGAGGUCGCCUUUACUAAGGUCAUAUAUGUGCGGAAGUUCUUCGGGUUGCCAGUAGGCACUACACCCGCCAGCCAAUCACCAGAGAACCCUGACGAGUUCUCAUAUCUAUGCGCGGAUGGGUCUAAAGUACCGGUUAGGGAGAAGCCUUGUUCCUGGGCCGCACGGCCUUGGCAAGGGCUAUUGGGACAUAAUGACGUCCUUGCCCAGCUGUCCCCACUUAGGGAAAAGAUAAAGCAGUUGGCUGAUGCUGGUGCCAGCUCCAAGCCCGAUUGGUUUGUAAAUGUACUCGGUCUCUCUGAUAAAAUCCAUCAUGUCGCUGAUAAUAUACCAAUCAGACCAGCCGACUACUUGCAAAAGGCGAACUACACUGAAGUCAUUGAACGUGGCCAUGGACCACCUGAGCCAGUUGUGAGGUUAUGUGUAACAUCAAACGUGGCGUUAGCAAAAUGCCGUGCAAUGUCAGUGUUUGCCUUCAGUAGAGAUAUUAGACCAAAAUUGGAUUGUGUACAAGAAGCCUCGGAGGAUGCCUGUCUUAAAAGUGUACAAGACAAUGGAUCAGAUUUGGCCUCCGUUGACGGAAUGAGGGUAGCGUCAGCCUCAAAGAAAUACAACCUCCAUCCCGUAUUCCACGAAGUGUAUGGAGAAAACAAAAUACCUAAUUAUGCUGUUGCGGUAGUUAAGAAAAACAGUGUAUUUGCUAAAAUUGACGAUUUGAGGGGAAAACGAUCAUGUCACAACUCCUUCAGUACUUUCAGUGGGCUGCAGGCUCCACUUUAUUAUUUAAUCAACAAAAGACUCAUAAGUUCUGAUCAGUGUAUCAAGAAUUUCGGUGGCUUCUUUGAUGGGUCCUGUUUGCCUGGUGUAGACAAAGCAGAAAAUAAUCCAAGAGGCGAUGAUGUAUCAAAGUUGAAGAAGCAAUGCUCAGGAGAUGGCAACGCAGUCAAAUGCUUGAAAGAAGAUAGAGGAGAUGUUGCAUUUGUUUCUAGUGCAGACUUAUCUAACCUCGAUGCAUCUCAAUAUGAACUACUAUGCCUUAACAGGGAUGCUGGGGGCAGAGGUGAUCUUAGUAGCUUUGCUACUUGUAACAUUGCAAUGGAGCCGUCCAGAACUUGGUUAUCUGCUAAAGAUUUCCUAUCAGAUGUUUCUAUUGCUCAUACACCUUUAAGUCUGGCACAACUGCUUGAUAAAAGAUCUGAUCUGUUUAAUAUUUAUGGGGAAUUCUUGAAGAAUAAUAACAUUAUUUUCAAUAAUGCCGCCAAAGGUCUAGCCACAACUGAAAAGUUGGACUUUGAAAAAUUCAAAACAAUCCACGAUGUUCUAAACAAUUGCGGAGUUGCAUGA
Molecule: messenger RNA, 2070 nt
Organism: Pieris macdunnoughi
Lineage: Eukaryota; Metazoa; Arthropoda; Insecta; Lepidoptera; Pieridae
Source: the annotation of a GenBank genome assembly